AUGGCGGGCUGGUUCUCUUCGGUUUCCCCGUUCGAGGAACAGGUCGAGAAAGCGACCGCUUCAUCCCUGGAAGACAUCUCUUUGAAUUUAGAGAUAUCGGAUCUGAUUCGCUCGAAAACUGUACAACCGAAGGAUGCUAUGAAAGUUCUAAAAAGGAGACUUGAGAAUAAAAAUCCAAACGUCCAGUUAGCGACAUUGAAGUUGACAGAUACCUGCGUUAAAAAUGGUGGCCGUCAUUUUCUUGUUGAGAUUUCUUCCAGAGAGUUCAUGGAUAACCUCGUUUCUUUACUCCGACUCGAAGGUGUAAACGCCCUGAAUGCCAACGUAAAGGCGAAGUUGCUGGAGUUGAUUCAGACUUGGGCGCUUGCCACAGACUCGCGAAGUGAGCUAUCAUACUUGGGUGAAACAUAUAGGAAGCUACAAUGGGAGGGGUUCGAAUUCCCACCGAAAAUGGAGAUGGCCAGUAGUAUGCUUGACAGCAGUGCACCUCCAGAAUGGAUCGAUUCUGACGUAUGUAUGAGAUGUCGAACCGCUUUUACGUUCACAAACAGAAAACACCAUUGUCGCAACUGUGGGAGUGUCUUUGAUGCCCAGUGCUCCAGUAAAACUUUACCUCUACCCCAUCUCGGAAUUAUGCAAGCGGUUAGAGUCGAUGAUGGAUGUUACGCAAAGCUUACCUCCAAAACUUUUAAUGCGCCGUCUAGCUUGGUAGACCGCUCUGGCCUGAAAUCUCCUAAAGCGAGUACACGCAUGGAACCUCGUGGUGGUCGCGCAGAUACAGAUUUUGAUGAGGAUCUUAAGCGUGCUUUACAAUUAAGCUUAGAUGAUAUAAAAGGCAAAGGAUCUAGUGGAUACGUUGCACAACCGAAAGCGAUGAAUGGGGCUGUGGAUUUGGGAUCAAAUGCGGCAGAAGAAGACCCGGACUUGAAAGCCGCAAUCGAAGCUUCUCUACGGGAUAUGGAAGAACAAAAAAGAAAGCACAGUGCUGCUUUGAAAACCUCGACAUCUGACACGAAUUCAUCACAUACUCCUGUUGUUGGUCUUCCGAAGAAGGAUUACGAGCUUACUGCAACCGAAGCAGAAAAGAUCAGUCUACUGGCGACCCUUGUUGACCGUUUGCAGCAUCAGCCGCCUGGAACAAUAUUACGGGAACCCCAAAUCCAAGAAUUAUAUGAGAGUAUAGGGGCUCUAAGACCCAAAUUAGCUCGGACAUAUGGCGAAACAAUGAGUAAAUAUGAUACUCUCUUGGAUUUACAUGCCAAGCUAUCCACUGUUGUUCGGUAUUAUGACCGUAUGUUAGAAGAACGGCUUUCCAACACUUACGCUCAACAUACAAUCGGUGCAUACGAUUCAUUGCAGCCGUCUCAGCCAUCUUCAAACUUAUACCCUGUCAUGCCACGUGCACCGGAUGGUCGGGGAGGGGUAGAAAGCUUCUAUGCACAAGGCGCAGAUGCACAAUUCCCCCCGUCUCAAACCUACCCAUCUAUCAGCCGACACUCGUCCAUGGACCAAUCUUAUGGUCAGUCGCAUCUACCGGCUGCGGUGCCGACUCAAAGCCCAUAUGGGCAUCCAACUUCACAAUAUAACCGACAUACCCAUAUGUGGAAUCAUUCCGCGGAUCACAACUCCCCCAUUCAAAACUUCCCACCAAUGCCCUCGUACCCUGAUCAGUCCGUACAGCUAACGCACGCAACCUCCGCCCCUCAAAAUGAUGCCGCCUAUACUGCUGGUUUUCAAUCGGCGCCAGCAGAAGGGAGUUACCCCCAACCAAGCUCGCAGUUUUCUCAGACGGCAUCUCCAAACCAGCAACAACAAACUAUUCGAACAAUGCCCCCCCCCGCAGGACAAAUGCCUGCGCAGCCUCUCUCCUACCAUACUCAAGCACCCCCUCUCGGUGCGCCAUACCAAGCAUUUGCUGACGCAGCCAAUGCGCCACCACAGCCUGCAGAGCAGACCCACCAACCUCCAUACAGUUGGAAAAAUACGCAAGGUUCUUAUGCGCAACCACUUAAAGGAACAGAAAUGUAUCAGGGCCCUGCUGUUGGGGCUUCACAGCCGCUGUCACAACCGCGAACGCAGCCCCAAGUCAAGCCCCCAGAAGAAAGCCUGAUAGAGCUUUAG
Ophidiomyces ophidiicola is the source of this 2121-nucleotide messenger RNA. It is a transcript of the gene VPS27, whose product is annotated as Vacuolar protein-sorting-associated protein 27. Gene Ontology annotation, molecular function: ubiquitin binding; phosphatidylinositol-3-phosphate binding; metal ion binding. The transcript has 5 exons. NCBI's taxonomy places the organism in Eukaryota, Fungi, Ascomycota, Eurotiomycetes, Onygenales, Onygenaceae. Gene Ontology annotation, biological process: protein transport to vacuole involved in ubiquitin-dependent protein catabolic process via the multivesicular body sorting pathway; protein targeting to vacuole. Gene Ontology annotation, cellular component: ESCRT-0 complex. The record is from RefSeq and is a predicted model, not a curated record. The coding region runs from base 1 to 2121 and encodes 706 amino acids.